GUCUUGGCUGUUCUUAGGUCUGUUUGCUAGAUCAUCGACUCCUGAGCGCUGGUGGAGACUGAGGUAACGGGACUGAGAAGUCGCGAGAGGAGGUGCUGUCCCCGUCGCACAGACUGGCGUCCGCGACUCGCCGACGCAGCCCGGGCUGCCCCUCGCCGGGGCCGGGACAGGGACCGCCGGCCCGGGUGUCCGCUCCGCCAAGAGUCCGAUGGCGGUGGCCGAGCGUAGGGACCUGGUUCAGGUCUGUCACGCGUGGUCUGGACUGUGAUGACUGAGCGGGAAGAGGCGCCGUCCCCGCCGCACAGACUGGGGUCCGUGGCUCUGCGACGCCGCUCGUGCUGCCCCGCGGCGGGGCCGAGACAGGGACCGCCGGCCCACAGAGUCCGAUGGCGGCGGCCACGCCAGGGGACCGGUCUCAGGACAAUGUGACUUUGGAGGACGUGGCCGUGUACUUCUCCUGGGAGGAGUGGGGGCUCCUUGAUGAGGCUCAGAGAUGCCUGUACCACGAUGUGAUGCUGGAGACCUUGGCACGUAUAACCUCCCUGGAUUGCUUAUGUGGCAUAGAGAAUGAGGAGUCCCCUUCUGGACAAAAUAUUUCUCUGGGAAGGACACCACCAAUCAGGACUUCGGGACCAAAUCUAUUUACCCAGAAGGUUCAUCUCUGUGAGAUGUGUGUUCCUGUCAUGAAGGACAUUUUGUACCUGGCUGAGCAUCGAGGAACACAUACUGGGCAGGAAUCCUACACAUGUGUGGCAUGUGGGAAACAAUUCUGUUUCAGCGCAGAUCUGCACCAACACCGCAGUGAGCACAGUGGGAAAAAGCCCUACAGCAAAGGCAUGGACAGGGCUUCCUGUGGGAAGAGCUAUAGAAGCCAUUCAUUAGGGAAGCCUUUCACCUGUGGGGCAGUUGAAAAGGACUUCCUGGCCAGUGUGGGUCUUCUCCGGCAUCAGGCCACUCCCAAGGCAGUACCGAGUAUACACAGCAGUACGAAGUGUGAGGAGGCCUUUCGCAAUGGAAAAAGUCCUUACAGAUGUGGCGAAUGUGGAAAAGUCUUCUGUCACAAACAAACACUUGUUCAGCACCAGGGAAUUCACACUGGAGAAGGACUAUUUGAGAGCAGUGACUGUGGGAAAACCUUCAGCUACAAGCAUACAUUUAUUCAGCACAAGACAGUCCACACUGGAGUAAAGCCUUUUGAGUGCAGUGAAUGUGGAAAGGCCUUCAGGUUCAAGUAUAAACUUGUUCAGCACCAUCGUACUCACACUGGAGAAAGGCCUUAUGUGUGUAGUGAAUGUGGGAAAGCUUUUGGGUACAAAUACAAACUUGUUCGGCACCAGAGAGUUCACACUGGAGCAAAGCCUUAUGAGUGUGCUGAAUGUGGCAAAUUCUUUAGACAAAGCUCCGGCCUUGUUCAACAUCGGAGAAUUCACACUGGAGCAAGACCUUAUGAAUGUGGCGAAUGUGGAAAGUCUUUUAGCCAAAGCUCUAUCCUCAUGCAGCACAGGAAAGUUCACACUGGAGAAAGGCCAUAUGAGUGCCGUGAAUGUGGGAAAGCUUUUAGAUAAAGCUCUAACCUCACUCAGCAUCAGAGAGUUCACACUGGAGAAAGGCCUUAUGAAUGUAGUGAAUGUGGAAAAUCCUUUAAGCGAAACUACAGCCUCAUUCAACACCAUAAACUUCACACUAGAUAAAGGCCUCAGGAGCGCAACCAACACGACAAAGUUUUCAUUUCAUAGUCUGCUCUGAUUUAACACCAAAAACUUCACAACCCACAUAAGUUUUAUGAAUCAGCAAAUGUGGAAAAAUGCUCAGCCAAAGAUCUAAACUCGUUCAGUAUUAAAAAGAAAUUCCACGUAAGAUAAUGGCCUUAAACCUUCAGUGAAUGUGCUCUUUGUUCAGCGUGACAGCUCUAGAGAGCCUCUGUGCGGAGCCGUCUGCCGGGUAUUCCAGCUGUGAGUUUUCAGGAGCUGCAUUUCAUAUUCUGACCUGCUCAGACCUUGCCAGAAUGAUGUCACUGCCAGGUGGUGGGAGAAGUCCUCUUACCUCUGACACCGGACAAGUCCUCACGGCACGCAUGUCACCUCCGCGUGCUGAGAGAAGACAGAUGUUUGCGCGCUGUCUCCCAUUCUCUAGUGGAAUCACAGGCUGAUCCCCUGGAGGGUUCUCAUUCCCUUCCCUCUGACUAGUUACGGCAGGGACCUGAACCCCAUUUUGCCCAAAGAACCCAGUCUAGGAAAUGCUGGUAGUUUAAGUUUUACCUUCUUCAUGGCAUUAUUGGUCUUCUGCAAUAUUUUUUAUGAAUUUUCCAGCCUCCCAACUCACUGACCUGGGACCUAUGUGUCUCAUACUUGCUCUGGU
This is a messenger RNA of Hyaena hyaena (striped hyena), 2358 nucleotides long. Its product is annotated as zinc finger protein 211-like. Gene Ontology annotation, biological process: regulation of transcription by RNA polymerase II. Gene Ontology annotation, cellular component: nucleus. The record is from RefSeq and is a predicted model, not a curated record. The transcript is spliced from 4 exons. Gene Ontology annotation, molecular function: DNA-binding transcription activator activity, RNA polymerase II-specific; RNA polymerase II cis-regulatory region sequence-specific DNA binding. The coding region runs from base 387 to 1565 and encodes 392 amino acids. Lineage: Eukaryota; Metazoa; Chordata; Mammalia; Carnivora; Hyaenidae.